CAGGAAGACCUGUCAAUCCCUCCUCGAUCCAUGAGCGCAGCCACUUCUCCGAAACUACUCCAGCGCGCGUGUGUGGAAGGCAGAGUGACACGGGAGGCUGUAAGUCGCCACAUUUCAUCACAGAGGCAGCUGAAGUCCAGAAAGAAAACCUUCCAGGGCGUCUGAUCCGUGCCCUGCGCGCUCCUGCAAAUCGGCGGGUGUUAAGAUCCAUGGAAGUGGCGGGUUUUUACGACGAGGGCAGCUUUGCUAUCCACAGUAGAGACAGCAUUAUCAGUCCCAUCGGCGGCGGCUCGUACUGGAGGCUCGGAGACUCGAUGACGGAGCUGGGCAUUGAGGAGCGGGAGAGAGCGAUAGACUUCAGCGUGUACCUGGACUGUCCGCAGCUGCCGACGCAGACGCAGCCGCAGGGGGACGUUUUCUCUGAUUUCCUCGCGGAGAACAAGAAGAGAGUCGCGGCUUUACACAACUACAAGAACUACUCGCUGCUGAACGAGCUGGAGGCGAGUCAGUGCGACAACUUGAGGGACCCCAGGGAGCCCUACGCGCUGGGGUACACCGAGCUGCAGGACUCCCGGGUGGACGGGGUGAUCAACCCCGAACUCCAGAGCCGCUACAGGGCUGCCGCCGCCGCCGCCGCCGCCGAUCACAGAGACGACAGCCGAGAAGACGCAAAGAUGGAGAACGGGUCGUCUGGGUUUGACAUGAGGUCCUACCUGCACUACCAGUCCACCAGCGGCAGUCUGGGGAACAUCUCCACCGCGUCCUCGACCUGCUCUAGCCCGCCCGGCACACCUGCCCCGUCAGGUAAAGGCAGGUCGCCGUCGCACGGGGGCAAAAUGUCCAGCGGGAAGGCGAAGAAGCGCCUGGACAAGGACAGCGACGAGUACCGGCUGAGGCGGGAGAGGAACAACCUGGCCGUGAGGAAGAGCAGGGACAAAGCCAAAAUGCGCAACUUGGAGACUCAACACAAAGUGCUGGAACUGGCUGCGGAGAACGAUCGUUUACAGAAGCGCGUGGAGCAGCUGUCCAGAGAGCUGGCCACCCUGCGCAACCUGCUCUCCGCCACAGGGCAGUGUUAGAGCAGCCCCGGCCCGGGGCUGCUUGUGUAAUCAUUGAUGGACUUUAGAGCCAGAGGUGAAAAUAAAAGGAAAAAAAAAAACCACGGUACGCUUCACAGGUGAAGGCAGCGGCCGCCAGUUUACAAGGACACUUUGAAUGGGACUGAAGAAGUGGGUUGCAUGGAUUGCGCAAUCAUUCCACGACUCUUCACAUGUCACCUAAGCUUUAUUCUCAGAUGUAAUUUUUUUUCCUUUUGUUGUAUGCAGUAUUCUGUGCAGGUUUUACAUACAUACGAGUGAAUUUCUACAUUUUGUGUAUAACUGGAGCAGUGGUUGUCAAGGGAAGAGUUGUGCUGCAGUGAAAUGAUGCAACUCUUUGUAAUAGUAUUGGCAAUGAAUGAAAUAAGUCUAAUUAUUUAAUAUUGAAAGGUGAAAUGCUUUAAUUGUACUUGAUAUUUUAUUGAAUUAAACAGAUUUAUACUUUUUAAA
Molecule: messenger RNA, 1547 nt
Organism: Salarias fasciatus (jewelled blenny)
Lineage: Eukaryota; Metazoa; Chordata; Actinopteri; Blenniiformes; Blenniidae
Gene: cebpb
Product: CCAAT enhancer binding protein beta
Exons: 1
Coding region: 210-1079 (289 amino acids)
Biological process (GO): regulation of transcription by RNA polymerase II; DNA-templated transcription
Molecular function (GO): DNA-binding transcription factor activity, RNA polymerase II-specific; RNA polymerase II cis-regulatory region sequence-specific DNA binding
Source: RefSeq, a predicted model, not a curated record